Messenger RNA from Zasmidium cellare ATCC 36951, 1515 nucleotides. RefSeq lists its product as uncharacterized. Bases 1 to 1515 code for a protein of 504 amino acids. Gene Ontology annotation, biological process: protein insertion into mitochondrial inner membrane from matrix; mitochondrial respiratory chain complex IV assembly. The transcript has 2 exons. Lineage: Eukaryota; Fungi; Ascomycota; Dothideomycetes; Mycosphaerellales; Mycosphaerellaceae. The record is from RefSeq and is a predicted model, not a curated record. Gene Ontology annotation, cellular component: mitochondrial inner membrane. Gene Ontology annotation, molecular function: membrane insertase activity.
AUGAUGCCCAGCAGAGGCCUACACACGGUUGCCAGAGCCAAAGUCCCACGGCUAAUACAAUCGCAAUGUAGAAAUUUCUCGUCUGCUCCGCGACCUCACCUCCAAAGCGUGUCGCAUAACACCUCCUCCUUAACACGCACAUCACAACCAUGGACGAGAUCAAUACCCGCGACGAUACCCUCAAUAGCCGCCCUUCGAUAUGCCUCCACCGCACAAUCACAGCCCGCCGCUGGCUCGCCUCCCGCACCAGUAACGCCGACCCCCAGCGAAGCGAGCUCCUUUCCUAAUCUCGACACGAUAACAUUGGACGACAUCAACAUUGACAAGCCUGAGGCUGUACCGGAAACAAUCGGCUAUCUACACUCGCUGGGGCUGGACUAUGGCUGGGGACCUACAUCAUGCCUCGAAUGGUUCCUCGAACACUUCCACGUCUGGGGAGGACUGCCAUGGUGGGGUGCGAUCGCAGCGACGGCAAUGACAAUGAGAUUGGUCAUGUUCCCACUAUACCUCAAGUCCAGCGACGCCAUGGCCCGCCAGACCGCCAUCGCAAGCGUUACGCAGCCCAUAAAUGAUCGCCUAGAGAAAUGUCGAAAGACAGGCGACCGAGAAGGCAUGAUGCUUGCAUUUCAGCAGUUGCAGGCAAUCCGACAACGAGCUGGCAUCAAGAUGUCAUCUCAAUUCAUGCCAAUGAUUGCGCAAGGUGUCCUGGGAUACUGCGGCUUCAAGCUGAUGCGCGCAUGCGCGACAUUGCCGGUCCCUGGAUUCACGGAGGGCGGCUUUCUCUGGCUGCAGGACUUGACUCUGAGUGACGGAUUCCUGGUUAUGCCUGCCCUGAUGGCCCUCACAAUGCACUUGGUCGUCCGUUUGGGUGGCGAGACUGGAGCACAGACAUCAACCGCCAUGUCGCAAGGAAUGAAGAAAGGUUUAAUGUACGGCAUGCCGGUGUUGAUCUUCGGCUUCACCUGCUUCCAGCCUGGUGCGGUUGCCGUGUGGUUCGCCGCAUCUGGUGUGAUUGGUAUCACCCAAGGACAACUGCUGCAACGGAAGCCUGUCCGCGAAUUCUUCGGUUUGGCACCGCUCUACCGCCCCAAACCUGGAGAAAGCAGCGGUGGAAUUUUUGAUGCAUUCAUGAAGAACAACGCACCACAACCCCAUGGGCCUUCGUCCGAGUCUGGACCAGGUGGCAAGAAUUCUGUCUACAUGGCCCCGACCUACCAAUCGCCGAACCUGAACGUCCACAAGAGCUCCAGCAAUGUCAUUGACACGACGCUCGCGACGCCAAAGACCGAGGGGCCUUCUACAUCUACAUCGAGCGACAUGAUCCAGCCCAACACUCCAGCUAAGCCGAAGCAGGGCAUCAUCGACUCCAUCUCUUCAGCCGCUUCGAACACUUUCAAGCAGGCGAAGCAGAUGACCGACCUCAGAGCUGGCGAGCAGAGCGCCGAGCAGAAGAAGGUGGCAUGGAAGAGGAAAGCAGAUGCUUAUGAGCGGAAUGCGCAGAAGCGAGGCAGGUAG